AUGGCAGCUAGCAAGGACGACAUCCAAAACGGCUCAAUUGAGGCCACCCCGGAACUCGAGGAAAUCCGGGAGCCUGAUUCCGUUUAUGAACCCGGCAAGGACGACGCUGCAGAACCUGCAAAUGAAACCGUAGAUGCCGGCGAGGUAGGAAAGGAGCUUGGCGAGCUCAAGGAUGACAGUCUAGAUGAAAAUGCUGAAAAGCAGGCCGCUCAAACUGAAGAAGCAGACAGGGACAAGCCAGAGGCAGAAGAGGCCGGAAAGCCAGAGGUCGAAGAAGCGGAAAAGUCCGAAGAGGGCAAAGAAAACACCGAGAGCAAAGACGAGGGCCAGGAGCUCAAGACUCUAGGCAACACCAAGAAGAGAACCGAGGGCAAUGGCACCCAGGACCCUCAAAAGAGAAAGAGACAGAGAAGACGCCAGUACGACGACGCACCAAAAGAAGAGCCCGAGUCUGAGGAAGGCGAAGAGGAGAAAAUCAAGCACGACGAAAACGACGAUGACGACGACGACGACGAUGACAACUUGGGUGGGGUGGACGAGUCCAACAUCAUUUCGGGCGGCCGGAGAACCAGGGGAAAGAAGAUCGACUACACGAAGGCCAACGAGGAGUUGCAGCUUCCUGAGGACGACGAGGAGGACGACGAGGAGUUUGAAGACAAGGGCGGGGACGACGAGUAG
This is a messenger RNA of Metschnikowia bicuspidata var. bicuspidata NRRL YB-4993, 678 nucleotides long. RefSeq lists its product as uncharacterized. The record is from RefSeq and is a predicted model, not a curated record. Bases 1 to 678 code for a protein of 225 amino acids. NCBI's taxonomy places the organism in Eukaryota, Fungi, Ascomycota, Pichiomycetes, Serinales, Metschnikowiaceae. The transcript has a single exon.